AUGGCAACAGCAAUUAACAAAGCACAAUGUUUUGUGUGUAAUAAAGAAAAAAACACAUACAGUUGUAGAGGAUGUUCGAAUGAAUUCUGUUUUACUCAUUUAACUGAACAUCGACAAAAAAUCGAGACACAAUUAGAGGAAAUUAUUAAUGAUCACGAUCAAUUUCAACAAACAAUUAUUCAACAAAAACAAAAUCCACUAGAUUCAUCUUUAAUUCAACAAAUUAACCAAUGGGAAGCAAAUUCAAUUCAUCAAAUUCAACAAACAGCAGAAGAAUAUCGAAAAACACUGAUGAACUUGACACAAAAGUCGAUCGAUGAUGUGGAAAAAAAGUUCAUUGAAUUAUCUCAGAAAUUAAAAGAAAUUCGUCAAGAAAAUGAAUUUAAUGAAAAUGAUUUAAAACAUUUUCAAUUAAAACUAACGCAAAUUACAAAAGAACUUCUCACACCGCCAAGUAUUUCCAUUGAAGGAGAUUCACAAGAAUUUAUCAAGAAAAUUUCAGUUCUUUCAUCAUUUGAAGAAAUUCAAAUAAAAAAGAAUAAAUUUCAACAAUUUGCAAUUACUGUUGUUGGUGGAAAUGGAUAUGGACAUCAAUUAAAUCAACUCAAUUUUCCUAAUGGGAUCUUUAUUGAUAAUGAUAAAUCAGUUUAUAUUGCUGAUUGUGUGAAUCAUCGUAUUGUCAAAUGGAAAUUAAAUUCAGAUAAAGGUCAAAUCAUUGUAGAUGGAAAUGGAAAUACUGGAUUGAAUAGGCCAACAGACAUAGUUUUUGAUAAAGAAAAUAAUUCUUUUAUUAUUUCUGAUUCGACGAACAAACGAGUAAUUCUAUAUUUUGAUAAAAAUCAAAUAAAUCAACAAAUUCUUAUUUCAAAUAUUAAAUGUUUUGGUCUCACAAUCGAUAAAAAUGGAUUUAUUUAUGUUUCUGAUUAUGAGAAUCAUGAAGUAAGACGAUGGAAACAGGGAGAUAAAAAAGGUGAAUUAGUUGCAGGUGGAAAUGGUAAAGGAAAGCGUCUUAAUCAACUAAAUGUUCCUAGUUAUAUCUUUAUUGAUGCAGAUUGUUCUCUUUAUAUAUCAGAUUGUGGAAAUCAUCGUGUAAUGAAAUGGAUAAAAAAUGCAAAAGAAGGAACUAUUGUUGCUGGUGGGAAUGGUCAAGGAAAUAGUCGCAAACAAUUGUCUGUUCCUCGAGGAGUGAUUGUUGAUCAUUUGGGUCAAAUCUAUGUGGCAGAUAGAGGGAAUCAUCGAGUAAUGCGUUGGUGUGAAGGAGAUGAAGAAGGUGGAAUUGUUGUUGGUGGAAAUGGUCAAGGAAAUCAAUCAAAUCAAUUGAAUCUUCCUAGUGGUUUAUCAUUUGAUGAUGAAGAAAAUCUUUAUGUUGUUGAUCAAUUAAAUCAUCGAAUCCAGAAAUAUGAAAAAAUUUUAAAUUAA
This is a messenger RNA of Adineta steineri, 1419 nucleotides long. Lineage: Eukaryota; Metazoa; Rotifera; Eurotatoria; Adinetida; Adinetidae. The record is from the annotation of a GenBank genome assembly.